Molecule: messenger RNA, 3246 nt
Organism: Lactuca saligna
Lineage: Eukaryota; Viridiplantae; Streptophyta; Magnoliopsida; Asterales; Asteraceae
Source: the annotation of a GenBank genome assembly
AUGGCGGAGGAGGUCGCUAAUACUGUGGCUGGGAAAAUAGUGGACUUGUUGUUUAGUGGGGCUAAACGGGAGAUUGAUUACAUCCGAAAUUACACUAAAAAUGUUGACAUCUUGAAGAAUGAAGCUCAAAAGCUCAGGGAUAUGAGGGAUAGGAUUCAACAACGAAUCAAUGCAGCUAAAGAAAAUGGAGAAGCUCUCUUAGCUGGUGUGCAGAACUGGAUGGACAAGGCAGAAAUUGAAAUGUCCAAGGUGGAAGAAUUUCUUGAACAAGAAGCACAUGCUAAAAAGACAUGCUUCAACUUACGACCUUGUGUCAAUUUGAGCACCCUACACCAUUACAGUAAGAUGGCAAUAAACAAGACCUCUUUUCUUCUGCAGCAUCAAGAAGAUGGCAAAACUCAUGAAUCUUGUGUCUCCAUUCCAACUCCCACCCCAAGAUUUGUAGACCUCUACCAAACAAAGAAUCUUGAUGAUAUUGAUACCCACAAGUUGGCGUUGAGGGAAAUCAUUCAAGCUAUCAAAGAUGAGAGCAUACAAAUGGUUGGAAUUUAUGGAUCAGGAGGUGUAGGGAAAACUACAUUAGCCAAGGAAGUUGCUGCAGAAGUGAAGAAUCUAUUUGCAGACAUUGUGUUUAUAACUGUCUCACAGACUGUAGACGUUAAAGAGAUUCAAAAAAAUGUUGAAAAAGCUGCAAAGCGGAUAAUGAUUAAUAAGGAGAAGGUUCUAAUCAUUUUAGAUGACAUAUGGGAACCAGUAGUCCUCUCUGAUGUGGGCAUACCAUGUGGGAAUGAGCACAUGAAUUGCAAGAUCUUGUUGACGUCUAGAAGGAUGGAUGUAGGUGAAGGGAUGAAUGUUGAUAGGAAUAUUUGUGUAAACACUUUGAAAAAGGAAGAAGCGUGGGUCCUCUUCAAACGUAUUGUUGGUGAUGGAAAGUUAGCGAAUGACUCGAGUCUGGAGAAAAUUGCAAAAGAGGUGACUGAAGAAUGUGGCGGAUUGCCACUCAUCAUUCAAGCGGCGGGAAAUGCUUUAAAAAAUAAAAAAAUUGAUAUUUGGGAGGCGGCACUUAACCGACUAAGAAAGCAUGCCCCUCUAGAGAUCGAUCAAGAGAUAAGGAAAGCAUUUACUCAUUUGAAGCUGAGCUAUGACUUACUUGAUAGCAAAGAAGCUAAAUCAAUCUUCUUGCUGUGUAGUUUGUUCAAGGAAGAUGAAAUCCUAGAUACUUUACGUUUAGCAGAAUAUGGGGUGGGUCUGCAGAUAUUUGAUAAUCUGGAUAGCAUUAACGACGCGGAAAAAAGAGUCCGAAUGGCAGUUGACACCCUCACAUCCUCUUCCUUGUUAUUGCCUGAGCCGGGAGACAAAGUAAAAAUGCACGAUGUUGUUCGUGAUGUCGCUUUGUUAAUAACUUCGUCUUCUGAAGGUGAAGAGAAAGAGAAGUUUUUAGUGGAGGCUGGAAAAUGUAUGACAGAAUGGCAACCAAGAAACAGAACCUCAGAAAGCUACACCAAGAUCUCACUCAUGAGUAAUAUAAUUCGUAAGCUUCCAGAUCAUGAGCUUCAUUUCCCACUCCUUGAUACUUUUCUUAUACGAUACAACGGUCUUUCCAUGAUUCCUGAUGAUUUCUUUGGAGGCAUGAAAGAAGUUAAAGUUUUAGAUAUGUCUUUCAAUAAUAUCACAUCCCUCCCACAAUCAGUGAAACUGCUCACAAAACUCAUCACGCUAGAUCUAAGUUGGAAUGAAUCCCUUUAUGAAAUUUCUCUACUUGGGGAGUUAAAAGACCUUGAGAUUCUAAAGGUUAGAGGUACCAGAAUUAAAGUGAUUCCUGGAGAGAUCGGUCAAGUGACCAACUUAAGGCUGUUGGAUGCGGGUGACUGUCGCUAUUUAUCUCAUGUGACACCGGGUGUCAUAUCAAAGCUUACUUGGUUGGAAGAGUUGUAUAUUGGAACCCUUGCGACACACUCAGUGUCUGACCUUGGUCUUAUGGAAAUAAGUAACUUGAAAUCGUUCAGAGCUCUGCAUUUAUGGAUGGAUUCAGAUGAAUGUCAUAUUUUUCCUGAAGGUACCUACUUCGAAAUGUUGCAAGAAUUCUAUUUUCAAUUUAUUAACCAAAGGCUUAUUGAUUUUGAGAGAUUGCUUUUUGAAAACCAUGACGGAUAUAUUAGUGAUUUGGAGCGAUCAAGAUCAUAUUUAAAACGUCGACUACACAUUUCACAUUCUAACUUCCCAUUCAGUAUGCCAAUCAAGAAACUGUUUCGGGUAAGUGAUGGUAUAUUACUAAUGAAGAUAAAAGAUUUGGAUAACAUCAUACCAGACCUUUAUGGAGAGAGUAUUAAUGAAUUUAAAUUAAAGUCUAUUCAAUUGAAAUGUUGUCACAAUGUUUCAUGCUUGGUGAAGGCAACGCAAACUUUUGUUGCAUCCAAUGAUCUGAUGCUUGGUCAAAGGAAAACAACAAAGGAAAAGUAUUUCUCCCAAGUGGAACAAAUCCGUCUGACUGACCUUAAGAACCUGAAGCUUCUUUUUGAUUGUUCAUUUCAAUUUAUAAGCUUGCGUAAUCUACAAGCCAUUGAAAUUUCAGGUUGUGAUUCCUUGUUGACGGUAUUUCCGUUAAGUGUAGCACAAGGGCUUUCCAAUCUGAGAAGGUUAGGGAUUUAUAGGUGUAACAGUUUGAUGGUAGUGAUUUCCGGUGGAGAUGAGCAAACAACUGAUAAUGACAUUGAGUUCCCUAGACUUACCCAUAUUGAACUUAGGUUUUUGCCACAACUAAAGAGCUUCUACUCUGGGGAUUCUACAGUCAAAUAUCCUUCUUUGGAGUUUAUCCAGUGGUUUAAGAACACGUACUCAUAUGAUUCUUCAUCAAGUCAUCUUCCUUUGCAAGUUUUACCACCUCAAGGUGAAGAUGAUGAAAUCGUAUCAGGCACCAAACCUACCAGACGACUCCUAUUCAUUUUAAGAUGUAUCGGGUUUGCCACAAAUGUCGAUGAACACAAGAGAAAGGUCCAUUAUACCCUUAAAUUUGUUCUCCAUGAGGCGCUCGAUUUGGUUGGAUUCAACACUACCUAUGCUAGGGAUACUCUAGAGGAUUUUGAUGGAGUUAGAUGGGCUCUUAACGAACUUGAGCUGGAGGAUCUUUUUUCUACUGCACCCGAAAAUCCUUGGAAUGAAGCACCAUAUGCAAAUGCAGCUAAGAAUAAUGCCUUGGAAAGACUCUCACUUGAUGGCUUCUUAUCACAGGUAUAUUACUUGAGUUAA